AUGAGUUAGGCUCUCAGACCCCACCUCUAACACACUGAAAAGACGCCACAUCACCCGCCCCUCGAAGGAGGUUUGGACGAACGCAUGUGGGUCGGCGGUUCGUUCGCCUUCCCUCGGGGAUAUCAGACCCCCAACUCCGGUCAAGGAAUUCGGCUCGGUUCCGAGAUCGAAUGCACGGCCAAGGUUUUGGAUGUGAAGAAGAAGAUGGGGAAAGAUGGGAGGCCGGGUUAUUAUGUGCAGGUUCAGAGGGAGAUUAGGGAACGAGGGGACGUGACCAGCUCCGAGGCGACAGGGAAGGUCGCGGUCAAGGAGACGAGGGUGCACAUCUAUCGACCUUCCAUGACCGACGAGCAACGCCAAAAAGUGAUGGAAGCCAACUCCUCCCCAUCACUCAAGAAACUCGACGCUCGUCGCCACGAGGUGGAUUUUGUCAUGCCAUUCCUCCCCACGCCGAAAAUGUUGAUGAGGUUCUCCGCGUUGACCUUCAAUACCCAUCGCAUUCACUGGGACGAACGCUACUGCAAGGAGGUCGAAGGAAGAGAAGGCCUGAUCGUCCAUGGUCCAUUGACGGCCUUGUUGUUGCUCAAUACGUUCCGGCAUAAUCUGCCCCGAGGCGAAUGGGAAGGGGUCAAGGAUUUCACGUACCGUAACACGGCGCCUUUGGUCGUCGACCGCAAGGUCGCGUUUUGUGGCAAGUGGAAGGGGGAGGAAUGCGAGUUGUGGGUCGAGCAAGAGGAUGGGCUGGUCGUUAUGACGGGUGUAGGGAGAAGGUGGAAGAAGGGGGAGAAGUAG
This is a messenger RNA of Microbotryum saponariae, 792 nucleotides long. The record is from the annotation of a GenBank genome assembly. NCBI's taxonomy places the organism in Eukaryota, Fungi, Basidiomycota, Microbotryomycetes, Microbotryales, Microbotryaceae.